AUGGAUAGCUCAGAUGAAGACUUCAUACCGCGCAAGAGGGCAAGGCUAGUGCGGGAAGGAGCUUUGAACGACGAUUCUGAAGCAUCUGAGUCAUCCACCGAUUUGGGUACAAACGAUGACGUCCCUAUAUAUCAGGAAUCCGGUUCCGAUUCGGAGUCUGUUGAAGUUUUAGAAGAGAGGGAUGUAGAUGUUGAAAACUUUAAUUUGGAUGAAGCCUUCAAAACGACAAACGGGAACGGGAACGGCUCUGCGGAUUCGCCUAAUGCGGUGCAGGAACCACCCAUGAUCGAUUUGGACGCAGAGGCACAACAGCAAGUGGUAGAGAUACCUGAUGAGGAUGAGGAUGCGCGGAACAAGGAUGGGGAUGUAGGAAACGACGAUGUGACUAGGGAGUUACGAGAGACGCAGCAGAACCAAAAGCCACCUCAAUCGUACAAACCACUGAGAGAAUACAAGUGUCCAAUAUGUUUUGAUCCACCAGAUGUGGCAAUGGCAGCUCCGUGUGGCCAUGUAUUCUGCUGCGAGUGUCUGUUCAACAUGGUGAACAACUCCAGAAAUAGAGGUAAUUUUGGUUUAUGCGCUCUCUGCAGAUCCAAAGUGGACUUCAAACGAUGUAAAAUGAUAAUUGUAAGGAAGAAUAAAGUGAGCAAGCCGGUUUAG
Messenger RNA from Huiozyma naganishii CBS 8797, 660 nucleotides. RefSeq names its product SUMO-targeted ubiquitin ligase complex subunit SLX8 (gene SLX8). The record is from RefSeq and is a predicted model, not a curated record. The transcript has a single exon. The coding region runs from base 1 to 660 and encodes 219 amino acids. Lineage: Eukaryota; Fungi; Ascomycota; Saccharomycetes; Saccharomycetales; Saccharomycetaceae. Gene Ontology annotation, molecular function: metal ion binding.